AUGCCUCUUCCAGCUAGAAUACACAUUCAACCACUUAGGGUGCUCAAGAGGUCAAUAUCAACUCAAUCAAACCUUAUUUCACAACCCUUCAAUGCUGAAAACACAAGGAUAAUUCGUGAAUCAGAGAAGAAGUUCCCCAAACCAAACUUUAUUUCAUUUGAUUUGUUUGGCACCAUCUACAAACCCAAGACUCCGGUUCCUGAACAAUACCACCAAAUAACAAGUCAAGAGUUUGGUAUUUCAAAGAGUGCAGAGUCAAUUCGUCAAGAUUUUGCCAAGGUCUAUGAAGAGUUGCAGGAUGAAUUCCCCAAUUAUGGUAAAAGUAUCCCCGAAUUCCAACACUCAAAUGCUUGGUGGAAAGAGCUCGUCAUUCGUGUUUAUGGAUUGCUGAGAAAGGAUCCUCAAACAAACGAAAUUUGUGAUCGUUUGGUUAACCAUUUCACCAGCGAUGAAGCAUAUGACGUUUAUGACGACGUCAUUCCAACUUUAAUAGGGUUGAAGAAGCACGGGGUGACUAUGGUUGUGUCUAGUAACUCAGAUACGCGAGCAAUCAAAAUCUUGGAAAGUUUAAAGUUGAAGGAUUACUUUACUAGUAUAAAUUUAUCUUAUGAUUAUGAAGUUGGCAAACCCAAGAAGACAUUUUUUGAUGAAAUUGCGGUGAAUGAGUACAGAGUUGAAAUUGAUGAUAGGUAUCGAGGAUCAACUCCUCCAGGUGAUUUCUUAUCUGGAUGUUGGCAUGUUGGCGAUAGCCAUGAAAAGGACUUUGUUGGUGCUAUUAGGGCUGGAUGGAAUGGGAUAUUGUUGGAUAGAGAUGGAACAAGUGAGUUGAGUACAGGAAAGAAAAGACAAAACAAGUCAACUUAUGAUGCCUGUUAUAUGUCUCAAGGACAUGGACAAAAAGAAGAAACUGAUGACCCACUAAUCUUGGCAAAUAAUAGAGUAGUUUUGUCACGCCUUACUCAACUAUUACAAUUAUUCAACUGGUGA
Molecule: messenger RNA, 987 nt
Organism: Lodderomyces orthopsilosis Co 90-125
Lineage: Eukaryota; Fungi; Ascomycota; Pichiomycetes; Serinales; Debaryomycetaceae
Exons: 1
Coding region: 1-987 (328 amino acids)
Source: RefSeq, a predicted model, not a curated record